AUGAAGCCAGGGAAGACUUACAAGUACAGAAUCUGCAACGUCGGAUUCAAGUCAACUCUUAACUUCAGGAUCCAAGGACACAAGAUGAAGCUUGUUGAGAUGGAAGGCUCCCACGUUCUCCAGAACGACUACGACUCACUCGACGUCCACGUCGGACAGUGCUUCGCCGUUCUUGUGACCGCUGACCAAGUGGCAAAGAACUACUACAUGGUUGCAUCCACUAGGUUCCUCAAGAAGGAAGUGAGCACCGUUGGUGUGAUGAGCUACGCAGGAAGCAAAGUUCAGGCUUCAGCCGAGCUCCCCAAGGCUCCGGUCGGAUGGGCUUGGUCUCUCAACCAGUUCAGAUCCUUCAGAUGGAACUUAACCGCCAGCGCGGCUAGACCUAACCCACAGGGAUCUUACCAUUACGGAAGGAUCAACAUCACACGUACCAUCAAGCUUGCCAACACCAAGAAUGUUGUCAACGGAAAGGUCAGGUUUGGUCUCAACGGUGUGUCCCACGUUGACACCGAGACUCCCUUGAAGCUCGCUGAGUACUUCGGUUUUGCCGAGAAGGUCUUCAAAUACAACAUCAUCAAGGACGAGCCAGCAGCCAAGAUCACAGACCUAGUCGUCGCGCCAAAUGUCCUCAACAUCACUUUCCGUACCUUCGUCGAAAUCGUCUUCGAGAACCACGAGAAGAGCAUGCAAUCAUUCAAUUUGGAUGGUUACUCCUUCUUCGCAGUCGGUUCCGAGCCAGGGACAUGGACACCAGAGAAGAGACAGAACUACAACUUGCUCGAUGCUGUUAGCAGACACACCGUGCAAGUGUACCCCAAGUCGUGGUCAGCAAUCCUCUUGACAUUCGACAACGCUGGUAUGUGGAACAUCAGGUCAGAGAACUGGGAGAGAAGAUACUUGGGACAACAGAUGUACGUCAGUGUUCUCUCACCUGAAAAAUCACUAAGAGACGAGUACAACAUCCCACUCAACACCAACCUCUGCGGCAUUGUCAAGGGCUUGCCUUUACCUACCCCCUACACUAUUUAA
Molecule: messenger RNA, 1029 nt
Organism: Microthlaspi erraticum
Lineage: Eukaryota; Viridiplantae; Streptophyta; Magnoliopsida; Brassicales; Brassicaceae
Source: the annotation of a GenBank genome assembly